CUAGUGUGUGUACUGUGUAGUGAUCAGCGAAGGAAUGUUUUCGUCAUUUUGAUUGAUUCUAAUAAUCUUACCACUUACCAGCCCAGUUCGUAAAAUUAAGUAAUAAUGCGACUAAAAUUUGUGGGAACCGAUUAGAACUUGAUACAUCGAAGUUCGAAGUAACCUGAAUAGGCUAGGCACACUUCAAACAUGGGCGAAGGAAAAGAAAUUAAGAAUGUGCGUCCUCGCUGCUUCUUCGACAUUGAAGUCGGAGAAAUCCACAUUGGAAGGAUUAUAUUCGAGAUGUAUUCAGAUUUAUGCCCAAAAACUUGCGAAAACUUCAUCUCGCUGUGUAACGGGGACAAAGGUUUGGGUAGCACAACCGGAAAACCUCUACAUUACAAGGGAACUGUCUUCCAUAGAGUGGUCAAGGACUUCAUGAUUCAGGGUGGUGACUUUACGGCAAUGAACGGCUCAGGGGGUGAGUCCAUCUACGGUGGAAUGUUUGAAGAUGAAAACCUCACCCUCAAACAUGACAAACCCUUGUUGCUUUCAAUGGCAAACAGGGGAAAAAACACGAAUGGAUCACAGUUUUUCAUAACUACGCAGCCCGCCCCCCAUCUUGACGGAGUUCAUGUCGUGUUCGGGCACGUGGUGGACGGAGGUGCUGUGGUGAGUCAUAUAGAGAACUUACCAGUCGACCGAAACUCUCGACCUCUACAGGACGCCAAGGUCCUCAACUGCGGGCAACUGUUCCUGAAGAAAGCUAAGAAGUCCAAAAGGAGUGUAUCUUCCUCUAGCGAUGAGGAGAAGAAGAAAAAGAAGAAGCGAAAGAAGUCAAAGAAAAAGAAGACUGAGAAAAAAGACAAAAAGAAAGCUUCAUCGUCAGACGAAUCCGAAGAAGAUGAGAAACCUGAUAUUGAGUUACACCCUCUAGCGACUGUGUCUAAAAUCAACCCUGAAGAAAUACCAGAUGUUCCACCCAAUAGAUUUCUUUUCCGAGGCGCUAAAGAGAAUGAUAAUGAUGCCAAGGGGAAAAGGGAGGAACUAAAGCGCAAGAAAAAGUCUAGGAUUAGAGGAGUUACAAAGAGCGGACGAGUUAUAAAAGGAAGAGGUGUCUUUCGCUACCGAACUCCGUCUAGAAGCAGAAGCAGGAGCGUCACUCCCCCACAUUGGCGUCAAGCCCAAAAACGGACCAUAAAACUGACAGAGUACGAGAAAAAGGAGGGUGAAAAGAAGCAAAAGGAUGAAGAAAUCAAAAGACGCGAAGAAGCUAGAAAGGUGAGACAUGGAGAGAAAUUCAACUCAAGACCUCGUGAAAAAACACCAGAGCAAGAGAGUGCUGGCCACACCCCGCAGCACACUCCCCCGGCCAGGCAUGGUUCCGAGGAUACUAUCAGCCAACCCAACGGACAGUCAUCCCCCGUACACCCCCUCGAUCUCAACGCACUCGACUAUGAGAGUGGUGGAUCAUCCCCUGUGUCUCCAGUUAAAUCCCGAAAUGAAGCAAUAAGAAGUAGAGUUGAGAUCCGACGCCGUCAUGAUGAUACUCCUAAAAAAAAGUUGAUGAACAAUGGUGUAAGUAGUGAUGAAACUCCUCAGAAAAUUAUCAAAAAGGAUAGAGAGGAAGAAACAAAACCUCGCAAACAAAAUGAUGUGGAACCUUCUCCUCCCACAACAGAAGAUGAGAGUGAAGAAGAAAGUGAUGUUGGCAGUAGGCCUAAGGGUAAAAAUAUUGAGGAAAAGAAGGACAAGGUGUUAAAGGAGAAGAAAAUAAAUGAAAUUAAAGAUAAAAUUAAACUCCUCGAUUCAAUAAAAGGUGAGCGAGAAAAAGAAAAGCAGAAAUCCACUGAUAAAGUCAAAGCUGACAAAGAUCACUUGAAAGAAGACGAGAAGAAAGAUAGAGAUUUAAAAGAUAAACGUAAAGAUAAAAGAUCCAGAUCUCGACAGCGAGAUAGUAGAUCAAGAGAUAGAAGAACACGGAUCAAGUCCAGGUCUAGAUCAAGGCAAAGGCGUGACUCUAGAAGUAGAAAGCGAAGAUCUUCAUCUGGUAGAAGAAAUAGGACUUCUUCACGUAGGAGGGAUGGAUCUUCAUCUCGCAGAAGAAAUGGAUCUUCAUCUCGUAGGAGAGAUAGAUCUUCAUCUCGUAGGAGAGAUAGAUCUUCAUCUCGUAGGAGAGAUAGAUCUUCAUCUGGUAGAGGAUAUCGUAGAAGGGAUGGGUCUCGCUCAAGGAGGGGAAGAUCUAGGUCCCGAGACAGACAUGAAAGGUCCAAAGAUAGACGUUCUCGUGAGCAACGUAAAGAUUCCCGAUCUUCUCGAGAUAGAAAAGACACAUCCGAAAGAUCUUCACGUCGUGCUAAUUCUAAAGAAAAGAGAAAACGCAGAGACUCUUCUUCCUCUUCUGACUCCUCAAGCCCAGAGAAAAAACCUGUUUCAAAAAAGUCGGAAUCCAAGUCUCCUCAAAGAGAUAGCCAAUCAAACCGUGGCAACGAGGCUAAGAGAAUUUUAACGGAAAAGUUAGAUGAGUUGAGAAAAAUUCGAGAAGCAAAGGGAAAAGAAAGAAGAUCAAGUUCUUCGUCUUCGUCGAGCUCAUUGAACUCAAGUAGUUCCAGUAAAAAUAGCAAGAGGAAACACCGCCGAUAACUUUGUGAUGUAUAAAACUAAAAUUUAGUAACGUUUGUUUUUUGUUUAUUUUCAAUUUUUAUAACUAGAAUAAUAUGUAUUAGUAGGUAUGUAUUUGUAAACCAUCUCUUCUCUAAACUGUUUAAUGUAAUUGUCGAUAUUUUGAUAAAACUUGUAUGUUUAAGAACUUCAGGAGAAGAAAAUAGGUGUAUGUAAAACCCAUUUUUUAGAUAUAUAUGCAUUACAACUAAUAUACUAGUUACACCUUUAAAGGGGUUCUUUUACGUCUUUUUCCAUAUGCUUUUUAUUUUGUAUUAAUGUAAACUUUUAUAUGGAUUUCUAUAUACAAACAAAAAUGUAUUUUCAAUAUAAGUAUUUCAAUGUAAAAUUCAGAAUAAAACAGUUAUUAUAUAAAACAUUUGUUAACACUGUGUCUCUAUUAACUAUAGUUUAUUUUCUUGUACUUUGUAAGUUGCCUAUAAGCUUAAAUUUAUUUUAGUGGGACAUGGAUAUUUGCAAAAACAAAGGUAUAAUAAUACUGAGUUAAUAUUUAGUAUAUAUGUAUUUCCAGUAAUUUUUGUCAUUAUCUUUCCAUUCAGUUGUUUGUUCAAAAAUGGUUCUUUUAGGUUAAAUGCAAUUUGUGUAAUAAACUCUAUUAUAAAAUGGAAUUGAUUUUGUAUUUGUUUAUUAUUAAUUUGAUUUGAUUUAUUACCAUUUCUUUCGCAUAACUUAAGUUUAAAUGUUUUUUAUAGAACACAAGUUCAACAUUAAUUUCAACUUGUUAGUCCUACAAGGUAAAUUACAAGUUUUAAUCUGCUAUGAACUGUUUGAUUUAAUCUGAAUCCAUGUGUUUUUAACGUAGUUAUUAUUGUGUAUUUGUUCAUUUUGCACGCUUUGAUCGUCUUUCUACUCACUUAAUUUGCUUUGCGACAGAGUAUCUAUUUGCUACAUUAUUAGUAAGAACGAUAAGAUCAGCUGUAGAGAGUCUAGCACUGAUCAAGGGAAUUGACAUAUGUCUGCGUUCUGUCAUCAGGUAUUUCGAACCAUAUUGUAUCACUUAUCACUUAUCAUGAACUUCGUCCCUCUAUCAGCUUCUUGAAGGUAUCAACAUCAACUCCAACCUUCUUUUUGUUUCAUAAACAUACUCUUUCUAGACUCGUUUUUCACCGUUCAGUCGCCUAUUCAUUACAAAGAGUCGGUCAAUGAUUGCCAGGACUAUUCCUUUUGUUCUGUGACAUCACUUUCAUCAGCUGGAAGUUAGAUCGCAUGUUGUCAGUUAGCCCAGUGGUGCAAUCCCUUCCUCGGUUCUUUGAUACCAACAACAGCUGGUUCUUCACCUAUUUCAACAUCGUACAUCUUGUGGUAGUAGUUGUUUGCUCAUACAAACUAGAUUCUUGUUGUCUAUUUUUGUCAAAUGUAGUAUCAAGCCCCUGAUCCCAGUUGACAUCUGUGAUUGUGUAUGUCUUGUUGUUAUACCCUGUCAAGACUAUCAUACCCAAAACAACUCCAGUGAACUCUUGUGGGUUGUUCUGGACUAUAGAACAAUACACGUCCCAACAAGUUUCAGUCCUCAUGACUUCUUGUUCAUGGUGUAUCGUUGUUAUGUAUCCUGGCCAGAUUUCCAAGGCACACUUUGGCACGUUUGUCUUGGCAAUUGGAUUGUACAAAUCCCUGUUGAUUAGGUUCAGACUCAACAUUGCAUAACACAACACUUCCGUGCCAAAAUGUUGAAGAACUUUAAGUAAUCGGCAUCUUUACUAUGGAAUUCUCCAACUAGUUUGAUGACAACUGAUUCUUGAGUACUAUCUUUUUUUCUGGGGCAAUAUUUAAUCUCGUCAGAUUUUUAUCAAGUACCCUACUGGAAUACAUUACUGUACCAUAGAAAAUGUCAACCGAUAUUCUAUUGUUGCAUCCUCUACCAAACUUUCUCUUUCAAAUGUAAGGUCAAUGUUGGGUUUUGAAACAUCUUUGAAUCUAUGAACUGGUACAAACACAAGUUUGGCUUGUUGAAAAAGCUAAAAUAAUUAGUCUGCAACCUGAUUGGUUGUUCAGUGAGGACUUUUUUACAUCUCAAAGUUUCUGGGUGGGUUUUAUAAAAUGCAAACUUUUGGUUUUUUUAUUAAUUAUCUACUUACCUAAAAAUUGCCGUGCAAAAGUAUUCUGGAAUGAACAAAUGCAUAAUAAUAAAUAUUAUGAAACACGCAACUAAUUUUGGAUUCAAAUAAGGUGAUUAUCUGGAAUGUCACAUUGUUCAAGUCCAACAGUGCUCAAAUCACACUGUUAUAACCUAAAAGAACCUGUGAGGCACCAAAUUUGUUUUAUUCCAGAACAACCCACAAGACUACAGAGCCAAGUUCACUAGAACUGUCAUGGGUAUGAUAGUCUUGACAGGAUACAAUAACAAGACGUACACAAUCACGGAUGUUAACUGGGAUCAAGGACCUGAGUCUACACUUCACAAGAAUGGGGUGCAAGUAUCUUGUUUGUAUGAGCUACUACUUCCGCGAUAUCUACAAUGUUCAAACACGUGAAGAACUGAGGAAGGGAUUGCACCACUGGACCAACUGACAACAUGAGGUCCAACUCCCAGCUGAUGAAAGUGAUGUCACUCAACUCCAUCCUGGCAACCAUUCAAGAGUUGCAAGAUUGGAAUGUAAAUCUUAGAGAUCACUUCGUAGAGAUUCCUUGCAGAGUUUUACCAUUGGAAGACGUUGUAACAGUACCCUGAGGGGAAAAGUGGACCAAAUCCUAUGUUUAUGAUACAACAAGGAGGUUGGAGUCGUCAUAGUUCCUUUUCAUACCCUUCAUGACGGCCAAACAUUUGUUGAUACCUUCAAGAAGCUGCAGAGGGAUGAAGUUCAUGAUGACUGAUGCAAUAUGGUUCGAAAUACCUGAUGACCGAACACAGACAUAUGUCAAUUCCCUUGAUCAGUGCUAGACUUUCCACAGCUGAUCUUCCUGUUCUUACUAAUGGUAGAGCAGAUAAUGGCAGACUCUGCCAUAAAAAAAAUCUUUGGUGGACAGCACAGUACCAAAAAACAUCUUGAGGUGUGAUGAGCAUCGCGACCAAUGUGGCAAUUCAGAUCAACUGGAAAAUAGGAAGAAAGCAUGUCAGAUCCGUGAUUGUGUUUUCCUUGUCUGAGAUGAUGCCAACUGAUAAAUAAUUAUGUUGAUUUGUUAUGUUUCUUGAUGCAAACAAUAAAGAUUGGGGUUCAUUAACACACCCUUUUUACCAGUUGAUCUUUCACAAUAUUCUGACCUAUAUUUGAUUUUUCAAUUUAAAUUCAUUUCGGAAUAAAAAAAAAUUAUAAAAACAUUUGAUCAUACUGUAUCUAUAUAUUUUUAGUUUAUUUUAUUAUACUUUGUAAGUUUUAAAGCUUAAAUUUAUUUUAGUGGGACAUGAUCUUUGCAAAAUUGUAAACAAAAAUAUUAUUUUGUUUAUAUUUCGAGUAAUUUUUGUCACUUGUUAUCCUUCCAUUCAGUUUUAUAUAAAAAAAAAUUGUUCUUUUAGGUUACAUGCAAUUUGUGUCAUAAACCCAAUUGUGGAAUGGAGUUGUUUUUAUGUUUGUUCAAUAAAAUGCUUUUUAUACAAUACCAUUUCAAUAUGAAUUUCUAACUCUUGAAUUUGCAAAUAAUUCAAUUAAAUUCAUCUUGAUAUUGUAACUAGGUAUACAAGUUGUAAUCUGUAAUAGGCAGCGUGACUAAUCCUCUUUUCUGAAACCAAAAUAUGUUAUGUGUUGAAUUGUAACAUUUUUAUUAUUGUGCAUUUGUUUAUUUUGUUGUACUUGUUCCUUGUAACAUUUUUAGAACAACAACAAAAAUGCACAAGUUUACAACAACCAAUUUUUAGUGAUUUUGGUACUUGUUAGUUAUAUUUAUUUAGUUUCCGCAUUUAAAUGGUUAUUUUUAAUUUUAUUGAUAUUGAAAUUGUGUCUCAAAUUGUAGGAAAAUAAAGUGUUGAUAUUAAUUGAGGUGAA
Molecule: messenger RNA, 6578 nt
Organism: Macrosteles quadrilineatus (aster leafhopper)
Lineage: Eukaryota; Metazoa; Arthropoda; Insecta; Hemiptera; Cicadellidae
Gene: Moca-cyp
Product: peptidyl-prolyl cis-trans isomerase G
Exons: 11
Coding region: 190-2622 (810 amino acids)
Biological process (GO): protein folding; protein peptidyl-prolyl isomerization
Cellular component (GO): intracellular membrane-bounded organelle
Molecular function (GO): peptidyl-prolyl cis-trans isomerase activity
Source: RefSeq, a predicted model, not a curated record